Cuscuta campestris is the source of this 1809-nucleotide messenger RNA. Lineage: Eukaryota; Viridiplantae; Streptophyta; Magnoliopsida; Solanales; Convolvulaceae. The record is from the annotation of a GenBank genome assembly.
CUGUACGCUGAUGGGUUGAUUACUAAAAAAGUCAACAAAAGAAAUUGCAUUGACUUGUUUGGUUCACCUGGCCACUCGUCGGUCGUCAUAGUCUGCCGGCGGGAUGGACUUCGGCGCCGAAUUGCCGCCGCCAUUUCUCUCGACGGGAGUAACGCCGGGGGAAAAAAUAUACAGAGCAGUCUCGUCAGUCUACAAUUCUCUACCGAAGAAAGGAAAGCCUCAAGGCCGCGAGGUCACCGUGUUGGCUGCCUUUCUCAUUUCUUCUCCACAUCGCGAACUGGAGGUUGUUUCGCUUGGAACUGGGACGAAAUGCAUUGGGCGCUCUCGCCUGAGCUCAAAUGGCGACGUUGUUAACGACUCUCACGCUGAGAUUGUGGCCAGAAGAGCUCUUUUGAGGUAUUUAUAUGCAGAGGUUAAGCGUCUUACUGAUGGUUAUCAUAGUCAUACAAGCAAUCCUGGGAUGGAAAUAGGGGAUGGUGUUGGCGACCAAAACUUUCUGUUCAUUUCAAUAAGAGAUGAUUCUGGACGAAGACGAUUGGUGAUGAAGCCGGGUUGGGAAUUACAUCUGUACAUAUCACAAUUUCCGUGCGGAGAAGCCUCACCGAGUUCAGAACUUGCUCACCUAAGAGAGAGUCAUUCAAGGACUGACAAUCACUAUUAUUCCCCAUUAGAGCUCAGUGGAACAGUUGAAGGAGAACAUUCAAUGGUUAUUGGCACAGUUUUGAGGAAGCCAGGUCGUGGAAAUACGACUUUGUCAGUCAGCUGCUCUGAUAAGAUUGCCCGAUGGAAUGUAGUUGGAGUUCAAGUUGGACAAUCACCUAUAAGCUCUGACAAUUCCAACAUUGAAGAACGAAUGAAGAGAGCUGUGUAUGACCGGCUUCUACCAUUAUCAUCCAAGAUUAUGUUUCCCUAUGAAGUGAAAAAGCCAAUUUUCAUGGUAGCUCCAAUACCGUCAACCGAGUUUCAGCACUCUGAAACUGCCUCAGCCACCUUAACAUGUGGGUACUCCAUAUGUUGGAACAAGUUGGGCUUGCAUGAAGUAAUUCUUGGUACCACUGGAAGGAAGCAAGGCACCUCUGCAAAAGGAGCAUUAUCUCCAUCCACCGAGUCAUCUGUGUGCAAGAAGCACCUUUUGGAGUUGUUUUGCUCAAUUUAUCGUGAUAUGCUGGAUCAACAUGCUCUGUGUGAAACCUCCUAUCAAGAACUAAAGGGACAAGCUGUGGAGUACACUAUUGCUUCAAGAACCUUCAAACAGAGCCCUCAUUUUAAAAACUGGUUUAUGAAACCUUACAACUCUGAGGCCUUCAUGCAUACUGGACACUAAGGCCAGGAUCAUAAUGAGGAGGCAUGGUGCAAGGGCUUGAUUCUGAAGCAUUGUUCACCAUUGAAAACAAUCUGAAUUUCUUCCUCAACCCUUUGACAGAACAAAUCAGUGCCUCUCGGCACACUUCAACAGCUCCUUCAGAUUUACCUCUUUUGGAUGAGAAUUUCCCCAAUCUACUGCAAAUUUGGUUGAUCUGCAUUUUUCUUUUUCAUUGAUCGGCCAAUAAUGGACCGUGGGUACAAGGCUUCGUGUGAAGAAAUCAUAGUAGCGAGGGUUUAUGAUCAGACUCAUGGAAUCACAGGCAAGAAUGUACUUCUCACUCACUGACCACGAAACUCCUUCGACAUAAAUUUUAUACCUGCCACACACAAAUCAUUGUGUGAAAGUGGAACAAUGCGUAGUCUUGAACUGUCUAUGAGUUUCACAACAACACACACCUAUAAGUGCAUUGGUUCGCCAAAUCUGAGGUGUUGAAUCCCUGGGUU